AGGGGGAGAAGAGGAAGAAGGUUGAAAAAAUAAGUGACCUUUGAAAGCUAAACAGCAGGUGGAGAGCCAAAACCAGGCAGCUCAGGACUCCUCGUGAGGAAAGUCAACAUAAGAAAAAAUGAAAGUAUAUCUUUUUUCUACAAAAAUGGCCCAUCUGUCUCAGCUCUGAGUGUAAACGGCACAUGAGAGUUUGUUUGCAAAGCGGCAGCAGGUAAGGCGUCAGAGUAAUGGAGGGUGAGGAGAAGGCGAAGCCAAGCCGUCUGACUGCCCUUCAGGAGCAGCUGGUCUGGGCCCUGCUAGAAUCGGGCCUCUCCCGGGAGGUCUUGGUCCACGCCGUGGGGGAGCUGGAACGUGACAGGGGCAAUGGCAUUGAAAAAGGAGAGAGGGGGGACGGGGAGAGCUCCGAGGAGGGAGAAAUGGAUUACCCACCGCCGAUAUUCCGAGAUUUGGACAAGCUUCCCCCAGAGGAGGCGUCCAAACUAAGGGCUGAAGUGGAACGACUUCUGCAAGAGGACCCCUGGCACGUUGCAAAAAUGGUGAAAAGCUACAUGCAGCAACACAAUCUGCCUCAGAGAGAAGUGGUAGAGUCCACAGGACUCAACCAGUCGCACCUCUCUCAGCAUCUCAACAAAGGCACGCCUAUGAAGAACCAGAAGAGAGCUGCACUGUACAGCUGGUACGUCAAGAAGCAGUGUGAAAUCAGCCAGCAAUUCACCAAUGCCAAACACGGCUUCACGUCUGUAGAGGACCCAAGUGAAGAUAGCAGGAAGGGUCGGAGGAACAGGUUCAAAUGGGGACCAGCAUCCCUCCAGAUUCUUUUCCAUGCCUACGAACGACAAAAAAACCCCAGCAAGGAGGAGAGGGAAGGCUUGGUGGAGGAGUGUAACAGGGCAGAGUGUCUGCAGAGAGGGGUGUCCCCUUCCCAACUUGCUGGUCUGGGCUCCAACCUGGUCACUGAAGUCAGAGUGUACAACUGGUUUGCCAACCGCAGAAAAGAGGAAGCCUUCCGGCACAAGCUGGCUCUUGACACCCCUUUCACUGGCCAACCUGCUUCUUCGUCAAACGGCAACCUUCCUUCAAGUCCAGAGCUCAAUGUCAAAUACAGCCAUCAAAUCCCAUGUGACACCCUGAGCUCAACCAGAGGUAAUGGAGGGGAAAUUGUGGGCCGCCUUGUAUCCAGUCCUGUCCAACUGGAGCCGAGCCACACACUCCUUGAGAGCCACCCUGCCAAACUGGUGUCCAGUGGAGGCCCACUGCCCCCUGUAAGCACUCUGACCUCGCUGCACAAUCUGUCCUCCUCCCCUGCAUCAUCACAAGGCCUCAUUAUGGCUUCCUUGCCCAGCGUCAUGAGCCUAGGAGAAUCCUCACUUCUCAUUGGUCUGGCCUCAACACAACCUCAAACCAUACCUGUCAUAAACAACAUGGGAGGUGGGUUCACAACCCUCCAGCCAAUCUCCUUCCAGCAGCAGCUUCACGCCUCAGCCCAGCAGCCAAUGCCACAGCAGUUCCAGAGUCACAUGGGUGCCAGUCCUUUUAUGCUACCAAGUCACAUGUAUAACAAGACUGAUUCGCCUCAGUACCCUUCAUCUAGUCUGCUGUCUCAGGCCAUGGUCAUCGCUGACAGCAACAGCCUCGGCACACUGACCAGCCUCGCAUCUGUUAGACAGAUUCUAUCAGCAGAUCCUGAAGAGCACACAGACCCUUCACUGCAAGAAAGCUCUCUGCACCUUCAGCCACACACACCCGUACCAGCAUCAAGCCAGAGCCCAGAGUUGUAUCCUGCCUCCCAAGCAGAGAGCCACCAGUCUCACCUCCUGUCACCUUCACCAACAGACAUUAGCUCCUACAUUCCUACACAAAUGGUCUCGACUGCACAGUAGGCGUGCUCCAGUUUUGUUUGGUGGCCGCUGACUUGAAGCAUCAGCAAGUUCUGAUGAUUGCAAAAGGUUUUUAGGCUUCAAAAUGUGUAACAUGGUUAUUACAUGAAGAAGGAUCACUGUUAGAGAUGAUUUGCUUUGUACACAAACAGAAAAUGAAUGAAAAAUUACACCAAAAUGUAUAUUUAAAUACUUUUUUAUAACCUUGUUCACUUAGAACCUGUAAACUCAACAUUACAUGCAUUUUUUUUUCAUUUUUUUAAAUAUUGUUUUUGUGAACUGUAUGAGAAAUAGUAUUAAAAGGGCAUAUAAUUUUUUUUUUACAUAAAUUUACUGUCAACGUAUGACUAUUUACUAUAAGUAAAGAUAUAUGACCAUCUUCGUUUGAGGCUUGUAGAAAAAAAAAUACAUUUACAUUCACAAAUGGAGAUAGAAACAUGCUUAAAGUCUCAGUUCAAAACUUCUGUAUUGCCAUUCUGUUGCUUUUUCUUUUUCCGUUUGACUUGGUGGUGUUCAUGCUGUGAGGCUGCAAACGCCGUGUUGCUUUGAGCACCAGAAGAGCCAUCACAGUCCACCUGAGUGCUGCCUGCAUCAUCUACCCGUCUCUUCUUCUUUUUCUUUUUCUUCUUCUUAGGAAGGCUGUCCUCUUCACCAUCAGACUUCUUGAUCUUUUCUAAGUGGGGAGUUCCAGCUGCUGAUGAGGAGGGCAAAAGAUGGUUGAAUGACACUGCUGCCUCCUUCAGCCUCAUUUCCAUCUCGCUGUCGCUGUCACUGGACCAAACAAAAUGCAUAUUGUUGCAUUAAGACGCAUACAUCUUAUCCAGUCUGGUGUUCCACAUGUCAUCACUCUGCUAGAGCACUAUUCUGUCCAACCAUGUCUGCCUCCACUACCUUUCUCAAGACGACUUAUUCUCUCAGAAGACACCCUUCCUCACUUCCCUGAGCAUCAUGUCCUCCCUAGUAGCCUCAACUACUCUUUACCUUUUUCUUCCCUUGUCUCUGCUUUUCACAAACUCAAACUUGUCUUACCUGUUACCUUGUCUGCCCAGGAAAAACAACCUCUAUUUCUCCUGUGAACGCAACCUAGUCACCGCAACACACCACUACUGGUGCUGGGAAGGUGAACAACUCCCGAGUCUGAGAGCGACAAUGAGUACAUUAACUACUGCCUGUCUUCGUUUGUUCUUUUGCAUCAUCAAUUACUUCAUAGGCUGCUCUUUGCGGCGUGCAGCAGGACAGUGCAACGCACUGCCUCUCCACAACUUGAGUGUACAGUCAGGGUACAUGCACUUAAGUUUUUUACCUCUACGAUGGAUCCCGGCGUAGUUGAAAAUCAAAACCCAAAUAAGCCACUGCUUGCACAUUUACUUGUGAGUUUGGCCAGAGACCUCACUUCCUGUCUAGUUUAAUUCUUGUCUGCUCUCAACUCUCAAAGUUGAGACGUAAUGUUAUAAGUAAUAUACUGUAUGUUGGGCUGUCCCGAUACAACAUUUUCACUUCCAUUCCAAUUCUGAUAUUGCAGCCUUGAAUAUCGUCAGAUAACGGUAUCGAUCCAAUCAGAAAUCAGCAUAAAUGAUACUUUUUUUUUUUUUUUACUUUAGUAGUUUGGUACGUUACAAAAGGCUUGAUCAAGUGAUAUUACUCGGAGAAUAAGAGCAUCAGUAGGUAUGAGGAAAAACUGACCCAUUUACUUCUUGAUGCAUGCGGUGUAUGUAGUUUUCUCAAUAAUAAUCACAUAAUGUAGCAAGGCUCGACGUGCUCAAUGACGCGUUUAAAUCCAACAUUACUCACCACCGACAGGGGCUGGCUCUUUUCUCUUACAGCCAAUGUGUCAAACAGCAAUGCAUGUAUCAGGAAGGAAGUUGAAAAUAUCCUUCUUCAAACCCACAAUGAGAUUGGUCCUGUCAAAGUUCCCUGACUCUGUGCCACUACGAGUAACUUGUGGAUGGUAAGUAAGUUGCACUCAGCUGCAACGUCUUUUUCAGACUUUAACAAAAAAGACAGCCACACGGCUGACAUCACUCCUACUCUCCUACUCUAAACACGCGUGCACACACUAGCACACUGAUGUGAUCAACUGGAAUAUGCAUGAUGCACAAUGAGCAGAAGUGCUGCUGCUGGAUAGAAGUGCUAGAGGGCAGUCUGGAAUGUACUGCUUGUAUCGGAGGGCCAAUAUCGAAGGUUUUAGAUGCAGGCCGAUAUAUUCCAACAUUGUUUCAUCAAUAUCACACCGGGACACCCUUAGUGUAUGUCUCUACAGCCUGUUUAUGACCACCAAGCAGUCUGUCACCUCCCUCACUUCUUUACUCCACUUUUGAGAGAAGAGGCACUCAAACAGUCGGCUUUGAAGUUCCAGGUUUAAUGUCAUGAAGGAAAAAACCUCUUUCCUCAUGGACAUAAUUCCCCCAAUGACCUGCCCCUAGCUAGGCGAGUCCGUUCCAUGUUUGCGGCCACCAUUCAAGGAGGACAGCUUUGUAAAAAAAUUAAUAAAAGUUUACCUACACAUCUUAAAAUAAAUCCUGGAGCUCUGCAAACUAUCCAUCAGUCAGGUCCAGACUUGGGAGUUUUAUUUCGUUUCUCUUCAGAAAGUAGGCUUAACAUGAAAGACUGCUAAAAAGCGACUAUUGUUAGCACUCUUGCUGACAGAGCUAUGCUUGUAUUGCCCACAUUUGUGUCCUCCCUACUCCUUAAUGCUACAUUGUUUUAUCUGAUUAUUGGCAUCUAUUACGUUCGACAACUGCACACGUACGUGUAAAAAGAAAAUGCACAAAUUGUGCAAUUAGCAUAAAAGCUAAAGACACAAGAUGGCGUGCUUACUAAAACGCCUUUAAGCUGGCAAAAACCCAGCAUCAAGGAUAGAUUUUUGACAACACACUUUCACUAUUGUGAGACAUAUAAGACUCAAUAGAUUUAAAAAAAUAGUAUCAUAUGAAUCCUUCUUGAUGCUAGCCCAUGUUUUGUAAUCCAUGUGUGGGAGAAAGCGACAAAACGGCAAAGAAAAAGCAAAACGCACAGUUAAUGCUUUUAUGCCUGCUGAAAAAUUUUUUAGCUGGACUAAUUUUCCCUCAAAAUAUGGUUGUUUAUAUGUGCUCUGCGAUUGGCUGGCGACCAGUCCAGAGUGUACCCGUCUCUAGCCUGAAGACAGCUGGGAUAGGCUCAAGCAUACCUGGGACCCUGGGGAGGACAAGCGGUAAUAAAAAAAAAAAAAAAAAUGGAUGGAUGGAUGGUUUUCCCUCAAAAUGUGGAUUUGGAUUUCAUUCCGACAACAUUAUAGUUGUUCAACUUCUCCUGAAGAGAUUCUACAUUUUUGUUUAUUUCUGUUAUUUUGUUCAUUCAAAAGGGCCUUGUGGACCUUCUUCAUGGACCACAAAAUGUUGUGUCUCCGUGUGUGUGUCCUGAUGUAGGAAAACAAACCUUGAGCUGGGAAUAGGCCGACGUUGUACCGGAGGAGGUGGAUCAUCUGCUGGCUGUCCUGGGAUUGAGGUAGAGAAUAGACGAAACCCUACAAGGGGAGCAACACAUUUGACCACAACAUAGAAUGCAUAUAGAAAACCAGCAAACACUGAAAGAGUACAUUUACAGUACCUUCUUCAUUAUCAUCGGAUUCUGUAGUCUUACAAAUUAAUAUCUCUGUCUGGAUAUCUGAAAAGUGACUGAGUCAAAUAUGUAUUGUGAAUUAAACUUUAGAAUACACAGGUUACAACAAGAAGUAUACAGUAGAUCCCGGCCUAUUUGCGGGUCAGCAUUCGCUCCGAUGCAUAUUUACGGAUUUCUUUUCUCUGCUUCAAAUAAUAAAUGUAAAGUUGUUUUUUUUUAUGCUAACUUAAUAGAAAGUGGUUGAUGGCGCUAUCUGCAGGAGAAAAAAUGCAACAGGGGGCAAUGUCUCACAAUUCACUGCAUUUUCCAGCAGGAAGAUGCAUUGACAAGACUUUAUGUUGUGUAAUUGCACAUUUUUUAAGCACAAUAUUACUGUAUGGCCUGUAAUUGUUUGUGUAAAACAGAAUUUAAAAUGUGUUUAAUAGCUGUGAGAAGCAUAUUAUAGGGCUCAGAGUAUCCAAAAUAGGCAUUUUUGGGAGCAUUUUUAUGUAUGUGUCCAUUAUCCGUCAUUUUUGGCCAUUCACUGGGGCUCUUGGAUGGUAAACCUCUGCGAAUAGAAGGGAUCUACUGUAUUAGAUUGGUUACCUGUCAAGAAAUUGUCCCAGCUUUUUGGCGACAUGAGUUUGAAAUCCCUCGGUGACCUGGAGCUCGUUACCAUCGUGUUCAUGGUCAGCAACGACAACUCUGUUUCACAGCAGUACAAUAGUCAUCACAUACCUCACUCACAAAAACUUGGGGAUAUUCAGCUUUUGGGUGAAUUUUGCUGUUCCGCUCCUUGUUAGAGAACAGCAAAUUGUGCAAAAAGUACUUAAAGGAAAACUGCAUUUAAAAAAAUUUGCCCAUCAUCCACAAUCCUUAUGAGAGACAUGAAAACACAUAUCGUUCUCUUUUCUGGAUUGUUAGCACAAGGCAGCUAACAAUGUAGGUAAUGGGAUUCACCUAGUCUGUUUAUAAAGUCAUCUAUUAAAACACCUCCAAAAAUCUCCAAAGUUUUAUAGUUUUAUAUACAUGCUGUGACCAUGUAGUAACAGGUACAUUCAUAAUAACAUGUAAUACUUACAGUAAUUUGCUGUGUUUUGGUCAUUUUAAGUUUUACCAGAACUUUUAUCUUAAUUAUCUUGAACUACUGAACAUAAUUAAUUGGUUAAUUAAUCUUAGCGUAAUCCCGGGGCAAAAAUGUCACGUUUCGAUAAGGUUUGACAUGAGCACUGAUUAAAAGUUAAGUAAUCAUCCUACAUGUCUUUUAUUCUAGUCUGAUGUUGGCAUUCGUUCCGUUGUAUGAAUGGGUUGAAUUUAAUUAUCACUUAUGUGCACUCAUGAUGGCUAUGGUUUUGUGCAUAUUAAUUUAAUACCAAAUUAAAGAGGAAAGUUUAACAACCACAAUAAAGCAGUAUCCAGAGUGAAAAAAAUGCAUACAACAAAUGAUAAAGUCUCAUUUGUGGGGGAAUCCCCACUCACAGUGACAGGUUUUCACCUCUGCGCAGUGCGGGGAUUGGAUCACCAAUAUAAAUGAAAUCUUAAAUCACUUAUUUGUUCAUAUGAUGCACACAGAGCAAUGAACAAGUUCACGCUGAGUGUCCUUUCUGCGCCGUUCUCCUUGCGCUGUGAGGCGUCCAGGUGCACUCGUAAUUAUGAGCGUUAGGCGAUAAUUGUUUUUCAUUUUUAUUCCCCCAUGACAAUUAACGUAUCCCACUUUGGAAACCUAGGGCUUACAAUGUCCGCUCUCGCUGGGAGCAAACGAACAUCUCGCUCAGUCUCCCUAGUGAUGUUCAGAGGCAGUAUCCACUAGUUGACCAACUUUUCAGCUUAUUGCCACAGUGUUCUACUAUUUGCACAAUGAAAGUCCCCCUGCCUCUCACGCCCCACUAUUUGAGAAGCCCUGCCAUAUGGUGUCAUUAGAGGAGGUAGCAAUUAAACAAACAUCCAAAAAUACAGGUUAAAAUUUGAUUACAUCAGUAGUACUACUACUACUACUACUACUACUACUAAAUGCUGCCUGUGCAGAUUCCAUAAUGAACUUACCGCUUGGAUUGUUUCACAUUUCCAUUACCUAAAAAUAAAUAGAGACAGAACAAAUAAGAUAUUUUACAGCUCGUAAGCGUAAAAGUGGGGCAGCCAAAUACAGUAGA
Molecule: messenger RNA, 7603 nt
Organism: Dunckerocampus dactyliophorus (ringed pipefish)
Lineage: Eukaryota; Metazoa; Chordata; Actinopteri; Syngnathiformes; Syngnathidae
Gene: hnf1a
Product: HNF1 homeobox a
Exons: 10
Coding region: 228-1880 (550 amino acids)
Biological process (GO): positive regulation of DNA-templated transcription; insulin secretion; pancreas development
Cellular component (GO): nucleus
Molecular function (GO): RNA polymerase II cis-regulatory region sequence-specific DNA binding; DNA-binding transcription factor activity, RNA polymerase II-specific
Source: RefSeq, a predicted model, not a curated record